UGAGCCGUUCGCGUAUGUCCUGUGCGCGUUCCCGGUUUGGAGAGGUCCGUGCCAUGUCCACCCGCCUAGGGGAAAAGGUGCUUUGUUUCUCAAAGCUAUAAUUCAAGAAAACUGACUAAAUGUAUCGAUGAGCGAUCAGCCAUAAAGGCCAAGCCCAGACAACCAGAACUCUGGUCUGAUCAGAACCCCUUUCUCUCCCCCUGUUGCCGACUCCCGACGCCCUGGGACCCGUCGUCGCCAUGGAGACGGUGGUGAUCGUGGCCAUUGGGGUGCUGGCCACCAUCUUCCUGGCCUCCUUCAUUGCCCUGGUGGUGGUGUGUCGACACCGCUACUGCCACCCCCACCACCUGCUGCACCACUUCAACUCCAAGUCCAAUGGACUGACCUGCUGGUUUGAAGCUAUAAAUCUAUGGAUUGAACAGAGCGACUUCACAGCACUAAGACCCAAUGUUGACCUGAUCGGUGCCAUGGAAACCCAGAGUGAGCCGUCUGAGCUGGAGCUGGACGACGUGGUCAUCACCAACCCUCACAUCGAGGCCAUCCUGGAGAACGAGGACUGGAUCGAGGACGCCUCUGGCUUGGUUUCGCAUUGUAUAUCCAUCUUAAAGAUCUGCCACACCCUGACUGAAAAGCUGGUUGCCAUGACAAUGGGCUCAGGCGCUAAGGUGAAAGCCCCAGCCAGCCUCAGUGACAUCAUCACUGUGGCUAAACGCAUCAGUCCGAGGGUGGAUGACGUUGUGCGAUCUAUGUACCCUCCACUGGACCCCAUACUCCUGGAUGCCAGGGCCACCGCCCUCCUUCUGUCAGUCAGUCACCUGGUGCUGGUGACCCGCAACGCCUGUCACAUGUCUGGCAGCAUGGACUGGAUCGACCAAUCUCUGCACGCCGCUGAGGAUCACAUGGUGGUGCUGCGGGAGGCGGCGCUAGCGUCCGAACCGGAACGGAGUCUACCUGGAAUAGACGUGCAGAGAGAGCAGGCCAUCUAGAACACACAGACACACACGCAUACACUCCUUCUCUAUACAUUAUACACAUCUCGGGCACAUUCUCACACGUACACAAUGCUUGAUAAACACACAAUAAGAAAACUCAACACAUUCCCACUUUCCCGCUGCCGUUCUGUGCUGAUUUACAUACAGAUGGGUUGCCAGAUAAUAGAAUAGAGCUGGUUUUAGAAACCGACAGGUGCCAGAUCCUAUUUUCCUCUUGAUCCUUUCACUUUUAUCAUGUUUCUGGUUUUGUAUAUAGUUAUGUAUAACCAUAAUGCAUGUUAUGAUUAGGAUCUAUAUAGGUUUUAUGUUACACUCUCAGAUUCAUAUUGUCUUGUAAGUAAAGUGCAGAGCUCACUGAGAUGAGGCUUGUGUGUAGUUGUUGCCAUGGACGACUGGCCCCUUGAUAUUCAUUCCUGAGUGUCUUCCAUCUCCCAGUGGUGAGCUGUAAUCUGCCCCGUUAGGAGUGCACAGUUACACGGAAGCUUAAAUUUAGUCAACUAAUCUAUGUGGGGGGAAAACCCUGAACACCCAAUAGGACCAAAGGCAGGGGAAAUACAUGCACACCUACUCAGAGCAAUAUACGCUUACUUAAGAGCAAUACACGCUUACUCAGAGCAAUACACGCUUACUCAGAGCAAUACACGCUUACUCAGAGCAAUACACGCUUACUCAGAGCAAUACACACCUACUCAGAGCAAUACACGCCUACUCAGAGCAAUACACGCCUACUCAGAGCAAUACACGCUUACUCAGAGCAAUACACGCUUACUCAGAGCAAUACACGCUUACUCAGAGCAAUACACUUAGAGAAAUACACACCUACUCAGAGCAAUACACUCUUACUUAGAGAAAUACAGUCUUACUCAGAGAAAUAUACUCUUACUCAGAACAAUAUACUCUUACUCAGAACAAUAUACUCUUACUUAGAGAAAUACAGUCUUAGUCAUAAAUACACUCUUACUCAGAGCAAUACACUCUUACUUAGAGAAAUACAACUCAGAACAAAACGCUGCUACUUUUUUUUUUUUGAACCAGGAGUCAAGACAAGCCUCCGUACCAGCUGAAGGUGUUGGACGGCUUUAUGCAGGUCCCUGUUGCGUUUGUUGGGCGGAUGAACAAUUUAAUUGGCUGUUAUCGUAAAGGGAGGGUCAAAUGUGUGUGUAUGGGGGAAGGUUUCUUUGUGAGCCAUGUCAAAUGAGGUUGAGGUGAAUUGGCGUGCCUUGUGUUGACCGGUGGUGCGAUGUUAAACCCAAGAGCAGUAAUCACAGCAUAACCCAGCUUUACACACACACACUGUCCAGCCCUAACACAGCUCACAGAGCUGCAAACACUGCGCCACACACUCGAGCUUACGGAGCAACUGUAACAGAGCUCACACACUGCUAACCCUAAGGAGCAACUGUACACAGUGAUACACACACUUACGCAAAGAGAUAGUGUCGAUACUGUAAAUGCACACAAGACUUUAUGGGCAAAACUAUACGGUUAAACACACGGUCAAGCUUAGAGACAAAUCAGGUGUUUUUUUUCACAUGGUCUUUCUGAGAAGACAUGCCUUUUGUGCCUUGUUCCUUCUUAUAAUUCAAGCUCUGAAAUUCAGCCUAUGAGAAGUCUGCCAGUAUAACUGCAGCCUACAAUCAGAUAAGCAGAGCUCUGUGAUGGAACGAUAUUGAUUCAGAUGAAACAUGAAGAAAGUGGCCACUCCUUUAUUUUCCUGGUUUCCGUCAUUUAUUACAAUUGAUUUUUUUGUUGUUGUUGUAUGUAAGCAUGUUUUGUGAGGUUUCCUUACCCCUCCUCUUUUUCAACUUUCUCUUUAUAUCCUCCAUUGAUUUGUACAGGUAAAUUAAAGUUUCAUAGGAAAAUG
Messenger RNA from Oncorhynchus kisutch (coho salmon), 2856 nucleotides. RefSeq names its product transmembrane protein 98. The transcript has 8 exons. Gene Ontology annotation, cellular component: endoplasmic reticulum. Lineage: Eukaryota; Metazoa; Chordata; Actinopteri; Salmoniformes; Salmonidae. Bases 240 to 986 code for a protein of 248 amino acids. The record is from RefSeq and is a predicted model, not a curated record.